This is a messenger RNA of Protopterus annectens (West African lungfish), 5899 nucleotides long. RefSeq names its product disco interacting protein 2 homolog B (gene DIP2B). The record is from RefSeq and is a predicted model, not a curated record. Lineage: Eukaryota; Metazoa; Chordata; Ceratodontiformes; Protopteridae. The transcript is spliced from 38 exons. Bases 136 to 4872 code for a protein of 1578 amino acids.
GUUUGCACCUUCAAUCAUGUGAUUUUAACUGAAUUUCACUAUGGCGGAGGCAGACUGACUAGAUGGUUGUUGAAGCGGAGGGUGAGUCGUGAGCAUUGGAUUGUAUUUAAAUCGUUAAAAGAGGUUUACAUCAAGAUGGCAGAAAGAGGUUUGGAUGUCUCGGUCCUCCCCAAGGAAGUCAGGGAUUUGCUAGCGGAACUGGAGCUGGAACUUUCAGAAGGUGAUAUUACACAAAAGGGUUAUGAAAAGAAACGAUCAAAACUACUGGGACCCUAUAUUCCACAGACACAAGGGGUUGACCCAACAUUGCAGGAGGACCACAGAAACCAGAUAUCUACUUCAACAUCUGCUCCCACUCAACCUGCUUCCAAAUACCAUCGAGGUCGUUCAGGCGGUACAAGGGAUGAGCGGUAUCGCUCCGAUAUUCACACAGAAGCAGUACAGGCAGCUUUGGCAUUGCACAGAGAGCAGAAGAUGGCACUCCCAAUGCCAACGAAAAGACGAUCUACGUUUAUUCAGUCUCCAGUUGAUCCUUGCACUCCUCCAGACACAUCUUCAGCAUCUGAGGAUGAGGGUUCACUUCGUCGACAAGCAGCUCUUUCUGCUGCAUUAAUCCAAAACCUCCAGAAUCCUGAAUCAUGGAUCAACAAAUCUGUCCAGGGUUCAUCCACUUCAUCGUCUGCUUCCUCCACAUUGUCACAUGGAGAGGUCAAAAAUCAAGGAGUCUUUUCAAUUGCUGAUGUUCUUGCACAUGCUCGACUUGAAAACUCCUCCACUCCUCCAGAUGUUACAACUACAUCUUCCUCAUCCUCUUCCUUAGACCGUCCAUCUAAUUUUGAUCUACCCAUGUCCGCAUUUGUUAAGGGAAUGACCAGAGGGUCUAGCAAGUCUAGUCUAAUGGAAACUGCUGAUGGUGUUGCCGUUAACAAUCGUAUCUCAACAAAAAUCCAGCAACUGCUGAACACACUGAGACGACCAAAGAGGCCACCAUUAAGUGAAUUCUUUCUUGAUGACUUUGAAGAGAUUGUAGAAGUCCCGCAGCCAGACCCAAAUCAACCAAAGCCAGAAGGACGACAGAUGACAAUGGUAAAAGGCGAACCUUUGGGUGCUGUUUCUAAUUGGCCUCCUGCUUUGGAGUCUGCAUUACAACGUUGGGGGACAUCUCAGGCCAAGUGUCCUUGUUUGACUGCACUGGAUGUUACUGGGAAACCGGUCUACACACUGACAUAUGGUAAACUGUGGAGUCGAAGCCUAAAGUUGGCUUAUACGCUGCUGAAUAAACUAGGGACCAAAAAUGAAGUUGUAUUGCGACCUGGAGAUCGGGUGGCAUUAGUGUAUCCCAAUAAUGAUCCUGUGAUGUUCAUUGUGGCAUUCUAUGGCUGUUUGCUUGCCCAGGUCAUCCCUGUACCUACUGAAGUUCCCCUAACAAGAAAGGAUGCUGGUGGCAAUCAGAUUGGCUUCUUGCUUGGAAGUUGUGGUGUUGCACUUGCUCUCACUAGUGAAGUCUGCCUGAAGGGGCUUCCAAAAACCCAAAAUGGAGAAAUUGUAACAUUUAAAGGUUGGCCUCGUUUAAAAUGGGUCGUGACUGAUUCAAAAUACCUCUCGAAACCACCCAAAGACUGGCAACCACAAAUCCCUGCUGCAACCACUGACCCUGCUUAUAUUGAGUACAAAACAAGUAAAGAAGGGAGUGUGAUGGGUGUGUCUGUGUCAAGAAUAUCCAUGCUGUCUCACUGUCAAGCACUAUCCCAGGCCUGCAAUUACACAGAAGGUGAAACUCUGGUGAAUGUUUUAGAUUUUAAGAAGGAUGCUGGACUGUGGCAUGGAGUUUUAACAAGUGUCAUGAAUAAGCUGCACACAAUCAGUGUUCCCUAUUCUGUGAUGAAGGUCUCCCCCCUUUCCUGGGUGCAACGUGUUUAUGCUCACAAAGCUAAGGUAGCUGUUGUAAAGUGUCGAGACCUGCACUGGGCACUGAUGGCCCACAGAGAUCAGCGAGAUGCCAGCCUCAGUUCCCUUCGAAUGCUGAUUGUAGCUGAUGGAGCCAAUCCUUGGUCAGUUUCAUCUUGUGAUGCCUUUUUAAGUGCAUUCCAGAGUCAUGGGCUAAAACCAGAGGUUAUCUGCCCAUGUGCUACAUCCACUGAGGCAAUGACUGUUGCAAUCCGCAGGCCUGGAGUGCAGGGGACACCAUUGCCUGGAAGAGCUAUCUUGUCCAUGAAUGGUCUUAGCUACGGUGUAAUCAGAGUGAACACAGAAGACAAAAACUCUGCUCUGACAGUGCAAGAUGUUGGUCAUGUGAUGCCAGGAGGAUUGAUGUGCAUUGUGAGACCAGAAGGAACCCCCCAACUCUGCAAGACAGAUGAAAUUGGAGAGAUUUGCACCAGCUCAAGAGCAGGGGGUGUGGCAUAUUAUGGCCUCUCUGGACUGUCUAAAAGCACAUUUGAAGUGAUCCCUGUGAAUUCGGCAGGUGUUUCUAUUGGCGACACCCCCUUUAUCCGUUCUGGAUUGCUGGGAUUUGUUGGACCCGGUAGUCUUGUGUUUGUAGUUGGGAAAAUGGAUGGUUUGUUAAUGGUAAGUGGCCGCAGGCAUAAUGCUGAUGACGUCGUAGCUACUGCAUUAGCUGUUGAGCCCAUGAAGACUGUGUACAGAGGCAGGAUAGCAGUAUUUUCAGUUUCUGUCUUUUAUGAUGAGAGGAUCGUAGUAGCAGCAGAGCAGCGACCAGAUGCCUCUGAGGAAGAUAGCUUCCAAUGGAUGAGUCGAGUUUUGCAGGCAAUUGAUAGCAUCCAUCAAGUUGGGGUCUACUGUCUUGCAUUGGUUCCUGCCAACUCACUGCCGAAAACACCACUUGGUGGGAUCCAUCUUUCCCAAACAAAACAGCAGUUUCUUGAAGGGACUCUGCAUCCUUGCAAUAUCCUGAUGUGUCCUCAUACAUGUGUAACAAAUUUACCGAAGCCAAGACAGAAACAGCCAGGUGUUGGACCUGCUUCAAUGAUAGUUGGGAAUUUAGUUGCUGGUAAACGUAUAGCUCAGUCUGCAGGUAGAGAUCUAGGGCAGAUAGAAGACAAUGAUAUGGUACGAAAGACACGUGUCUUGUAUUUUGUUUUCCAGCAGCAAUUUUUGUCAGAGAUAUUGCAAUCGAGAGCCCAGUCAACUCCAGAUCAUCCACUUUUUAUGCUUAUCAAUGCAAAGGGGAGUGCAGUGAGCAUAGCAACAUGUGUCCAACUACACAAACGAGCAGAGAAAAUUGCAGCUGUUCUGUCAGAGAAGGGGCAGCUGAACACAGGGGAUAAUGUUGUACUUCUGUAUCCUCCUGGAAUUGACCUUAUUGGUGCAUUCUAUGGCUGCCUUUAUGCUGGUUGUAUCCCUGUAACAGUCAGGCCUCCACAUUCUCAAAAUCUUGCUGCAACUCUUCCUACAGUCCGCAUGAUAAUAGAUGUUAGCAAGUCUGCCUGUAUCCUUACUACACAAGCUUUAAUGAAGGUACUGAAAUCCAAAGAAGCAGCAGUAACUGUAGAUGUGAAGACAUGGCCAAUUAUUAUUGAUACAGAUGACUUGCCUAGAAAACGACCUGUACAUAUAUACAAACCACCAACACCAGAAAUGUUGGCGUACCUCGAUUUUAGUGUGUCGACAACUGGCAUGCUUACAGGUGUGAAGCUGUCCCAUGCUGCUGUGAGUAAUCUUUGCAGAUCCAUCAAGCUGCAAUGUGAACUGUACUCCACCAGACAGAUUGCCAUCUGCCUUGAUCCAUAUUGUGGCCUUGGCUUUGCUCUGUGGUGCCUUUGCAGUGUGUAUUCAGGUCAUCAGUCGGUGCUUAUUCCACCCCUGGAACUGGACACAAAUAUCUCACUGUGGCUUUCAACAGUCAGUCAGUUUAAGAUCCGAGACACUUUCUGCUCCUAUUCUGUAAUGGAAGUUUGCACCAAAGGGCUUGGUAGUCAGACUGAGGUUUUGAAGGCAAGGGGAAUAAAUUUGUCUUGUGUCCGAACUUGUGUUGUGGUGGCAGAAGAACGACCCCGUAUUGCAUUAACCCAGUCAUUCUCCAAACUUUUCAAGGAUCUUGGUUUGUCUCCACGAGCUGUGAGCACGUCCUUUGGAUCGAGAGUCAACAUGGCCAUCUGUUUACAGGGAACAUCAGGACCAGAACCUACUACAGUGUAUGUUGACUUGAAAUCCUUACGACAUGACAGGGUACGGCUGGUGGAACGUGGAGCUCCACAAAGUCUUCCUCUUACAGAGUCGGGAAAGAUCUUACCUGGAGUUCGAGUGAUAAUAGUAAACCCUGAGACCAAAGGACCCCUUGGAGAUUCCCACCUUGGAGAGAUCUGGGUCAACAGUCCACACAGUGCCAAUGGGUAUUAUACCAUCUACGGGGAUGAGUCAUUGCAAGCAGAUCAUUUCAACACCAGACUGAGCUUUGGCGAUACUCAGACACUUUGGGCUCGAACAGGCUACCUUGGUUUUGUUCGCAGAACAGAACUCACAGAUGCCAGUGGAGAACGUCAUGAUGCACUUUUUGUUGUGGGAGCGCUUGAUGAAACUUUAGAACUUAGAGGAUUGCGUUACCAUCCCAUUGACAUUGAGACCUCAGUGUUUCGUACACAUAGGAGCAUUGCUGAAUGUGCCGUGUUCACAUGGACAAAUUUGCUUGUGGUGGUUGUGGAGUUGUGCGGCUCAGAGCAGGAGGCUCUUGAUUUAGUCCCGCUUGUGACAAAUGUAGUCCUGGAUGAGCAUCACCUUAUUGUUGGAGUGGUGGUGGUGGUUGACCCUGGAGUUAUACCCAUCAAUUCCCGGGGAGAGAAGCAACGCAUGCACCUAAGAGACAGUUUUCUGGCAGACCAGUUGGAUCCAAUCUAUGUAGCUUACAACAUGUAAUGUGAAGAUGCAGGGGGACACAUGCAUUAUGCACAGAGACUUCAAGCAAAGGAGGAAAAGCCGAACAUAAGGCUUGUUUUAUCUGCCAUCAAAAACAGGAAUUUAUUUAAAAAAUUAACUUAAAACAUAUGUGAAAAAAAUGAGCACCUGUGUAUAUUCCAUCUGUCUUGCAGGGGGUGCUUUUUAUACAAGAAGCAGGAGUAGAGGGGAACUGACUCCAUGGAGCAGUGAGGAGUGUUAAUUUUUUCUUUUUUACUUGAUUUUAGUUUUGAACUUCAUGCAUACUUGCAACUUUAGUAACAAAGUUACUAAUGACCUCCUUUAACUUAGUGUUACAAAAACUGUUUACCUCUGUUUAACAGGUGGGAAAAUAAUUGUAUUUUAUAUAUAUAUGUAUGUAUGUAUAUGUAUACAUGUACAGUUUCUAAAGGUUCUUGAAAGGAUUUGGUGAACUCUAUGGCAAGGAAUUAUCUCCUCACCCACCAUUCUAAACAAAAGGUUAUUUAUGAUUCUGUCAACCUAUGUAAACUUUUCAGCUGCUGUCAUUGCUACUGAUGAGAUGAAUGUGAGAUUAGGACUUCCGUUCAGCAUUUAAGAAAAUUGCUCUCUUUAACCCGUCUUCUGGCUUGAUAGCUUUUGAAAGUUAAGCACUGAAAUGUUUGCUAAUAAAGACCUGGUUUCAUUUACAAACUAAUGUUCUAAGCAGCCUCUUGUCCAGCCUGCCACAAGGCUAUCAGUGACCUAAAUGCCACGUUUCGGAGAAGACUGAUGUUACCUACUAGACCCUUAAUAGUCUUGGCUCAGUAUGUGCAUUCAUCAUCAUCCAGGGUAAAGCACAAGAACUUCCAAGCAAACAUGGAAAGCAUCAGGGAGAGAGGGAUCAUUGAGAGAGAAGAGGUUUGAUCCAACUAUGUUCAGCCCCUACAGCUUUUGCAGAAUACCUGUGAAUCUAUAUACUUGCCAUAGAGUUGAAAGGGACAUUGCUUUUAUUAUGAAUAUGUAAAUAUUAAAGUACAGUUUUAUCUGA